AUGUCUGACAAAGUUUGGGGUGAUAAACCAAUAUAUUUUAAACAACCAAUAAGGUGGAUAAGAUAUCAUGCUCAUGUAAAUCCAGCAUUAUUUUUAUCAGUAUCAUUAGCAGCUGCAGCUCCAGUAUUAUUAUUGUUAACUCCAUUAAGAAGAAAAUUCUUGUAUCCAGAUCAUGAACCAAUACCUUUUGUUUAUCCAUUACCUACUAGACCAAGAGAUAAAGAUCUAAAAGGAUAUGAUGAUUGA
Messenger RNA from Lodderomyces jiufengensis, 246 nucleotides. RefSeq names its product N19M. The coding region runs from base 1 to 246 and encodes 81 amino acids. NCBI's taxonomy places the organism in Eukaryota, Fungi, Ascomycota, Pichiomycetes, Serinales, Debaryomycetaceae. The record is from RefSeq and is a predicted model, not a curated record. The transcript is spliced from 2 exons.